AUGCGAAGGCGGCUCCUAGGGACGGCAUUGAGCGCCGUCGUUGUGCUGUUGGCACUAACCGUGCCAACCAUAGCCCGCCGACACAAUUACUACUCAAAUGGUAUAAUAUGACUUUUAAAGUGUCGUUUUUUAAAAUUUUUUAGGUUUUGUCAAUCAACUUACUAUAAUAUCAAUUUUAUAAAUUUUUUGGUUUACUUUAGUGAUAAAAAAGUCUUGUCGUUUUUUAACGCCUGAACUAGUGCAAAUUGGCGACAAGUCUUUUUUAUCAUUUUAAAAUUAGUAAAAUCCUUAAAAACAUGUUGCCAAUCGUAUUUUGCUUCAAAAUUAAAAAAAAAUAAAAAUGUUACCUAAAUUUAAAUUAUAAAAUUAAAAAAAUUCAAAAACACCCCCUAAACUAAUAUAAUUUCUUCAGAAAACUCCAACGCCGGAAGCGAAGAUCUCCAAAUCACGGUCUACCCCCACGAACUGUCGGUUCGCGAAGGUCGUGAAGCUCGAUUCGAAUGUCGUGCUCGUACUUCCGAUGGCAGUACCUUCCCCCAAACCCGCUGGACUAAGGUCGGCGGACCGUUGCCAAAGCACGCCCAUGAAAGCGGAGCUGAACUGUUCAUACCCAGCACGAACGUCAACGACAGAGGCCGGUACGCUUGUAUCGCCGUGCUAAAUGGACGUUCCGUUGAGGCUUAUGCUACGCUGGAUGUUCAGUCUUGUAAGUUUUUUAAAUUCGAAAGUUUUUUAUUUAAAAAAUUUUUUUACCCCGCCUAUCAUAAAAAACUCUCUGCCAAUCCCAAAUGACUGUCCCUGCCCCUUUCGUUGUAAUACAGCCCGUAAAAACUCAAAAAUACUAAAUCCACCCCUUCCAGACGGCCCCCAAACCUUCUCCAACGCCCUGCCAGCCGGCCCAAGCCACGGUUGUAUGGCCGACGAACGUGCCUGCGGCUCCAACGAAUGUGUCAAGUCCGACUACGUUUGUGAUGGUGAACGCGAUUGCCGCGACGGAUCGGACGAGGAGAACUGCCCAGCCAAACGGCACUGUGAACCAAACGAAUUCAGAUGCAACAACGAUCGUUGCGUCCAGAAAAUGUGGCUCUGCGACGGUGACGACGAUUGUGGAGAUCGGUCGGACGAACAAAACUGUAAAGAAAGAAAACCCGGAGAGCUGUGUCAACCCACCGAGUUCCAAUGUGCCGACAAAAGACAGUGCGUGCCGAGAUCGUUCCAAUGUGACGGUACCAAUGAUUGUCGUGACGGGUCGGAUGAAGUUGGAUGUGUUCAGCCAACCGUCGUUCAGCCUCCAGACUCCAACCGAAUCGUGAGGCAAGGGGAUCAAUUUAAGCUGACUUGUCGUGCCGUUGCCGUUCCCGAUCCAUACAUCAAUUGGCGUUUGAAUUGGGGUCCAGUGUGUGAGCCACCACGUUGUCAACAACACUCGGAGGGAGGUGUCGGCACUUUGACCGUUAACAACGCACAGUAAGUUGUGUUUGAAUAUGGUUUUGGGCUUGUGAUGGCAAGAACAAUAUCACAUCAUACUAGUUUUUAAAUUUUAUAUUAAUUCAAGUUUGAAAACUACUGAAAUUUUCGAAAAAAUUACAUUGUACUAGCCGUCUGACGUACCACAAUUUUUUUUGGUUUUUAAAGUAAAGCAUGCCAACCUUUAGGUCGAUUUUUAUCUUUAAAGCAAGAAAGACAUGUUAUCUUUGACUAUGUUAAAUUUUGAAGCAGUCCAACAUCAAAAACGUUACCAAAUAAAUAAAACUAUAUUGCACUACCCAUCUACUAUAACAUAACUUGCUUUUUAUCCUCAAAGCCCAUCUAAUCCAUAAACUUUUAGACCAAUGGACCAAGGAGCUUACACUUGUGAAGCCAUCAACGUGAAAGGACGUGUCUUGGCUACACCAGAUUGUAUCGUCAGAAUCGUCAACAUCCCCGCUCCACCACCACCAACUGCUCCACCAGCUCAGUCGUGUAGAGUAAGUUAAUAUAUUUAGCUUGAAGAUGUUGGAAAUUAUAUUAUUGUGCUAAAAAAAUGUUAGUAACUGUUACAUCAGGCCUAAAUUUUAAGGUUUUAUACAUAAAAUUAUAUUACACUAGACAUCAGAGGCCUCUAGGUCAAGAUAAACACGUUUUUUGAGUCAACACCUUUUUAUUCUAUAAAUAUUUAAUAAAAUAUAAAUUACAAAUUAUUUUACUGACCAAUAAUACCAUUUACAACUUACAGUCCGGUGAAUACAACUCGCCACAACAAUCCAAAGGAUGUCUGAACUGCUUCUGUUUCGGAGUUUCGAACCAAUGCCAAUCUUCCAACUGGUACAGAACAAAGGUAAGUAAAACAUUUUGAAAAUUAUCUUUAAAUUAUUUUGAACAUAUAUUUUAGUUUAUAAUUUUAUGUUAUUUAUGUUUUAUUUUGUUAUUUUUGUUUACACAUAAUAUCGGUUUGGGUCCCGACAAAAAACUUGAUUUUGUUAAAAUUGAUUAGGGAAUGACGUUCUUUGGGACGUUUUAAAAUUUUUAAGUUAGGAAGUGGUCUUUUAAAUGAUGUUUGUUACUUAUUGUUCACACUUCACUUGGUUUUGGGUCUCGGCGCGAAAACUUGAUUUGUGAAAAAAUAGGCUGUAAAUUGACUUUACGGUAAUAAUAAUUACUUUAAAGGUCUAUAAUGUAAAAUACGACAAAAACUAUUCUUUAUUUUUUUUUGGCAUUUUAAAAGCAUGUUUUAUAAUUGGUAUACUGUAUAUGUUACAGUAAGACAAUUUACUUUAAAAGAUUCUAUAUCUCUAAAUAUGUUUUAGUAUGGUAAAGACUGUAAUAAUAUAAUAAAAACUAAUGUAAAUGUUGAACUUGUUGCAGGAUAUGGGCUGUGUAAGUGUUGUCAGGUCCCAGUUUAGAGACUAGUGUACCAUCAUCGUUCAUUUGUUUUGUGUUUAAACUUGGUUUUGUUUAGUUUUUGUUACCUAAUAUCUCUAAUUUCCGUUACUAACAACACUAUCACUAUCUCUGUUAUUCCCUCGAACAUUUUUUGUUGCUAUGUCAUGUUAAAAAUGGCAUUUUAGGAGAAACUGUACUUUGCUGAAGGUCAUUCAGAUGGAGUCGUACUUACCGACAUUGAAAAGCGACCAGUCAGCGAACAGUUUGAGUACACCGUGCCAGAACAUUUGACGAACACUGAAAGUCAUCCGGAGAUCAGAUACUGGCAAUUGCCGCAGAGAUUCUUGGGCGACAAGGUAGGGUGGUUUAUAUUGUUAUAGGCAAGUGUAUGGUUAUAGGUAUCGAAAAGGUAAAAACGGUCAAAUGAUUAAUCUAACUUGUAAAAAGUAAAUAAUAGAUUGCUUUUGCCUUGUAAACAAAGUUCUUGUUAAAACUUGAUUUUUAAAACCUUCAAACUCUUAAAAACUUCAAAUUUUAGGUAUCAGCCUACGGCGGUGACCUCUCAAUUCAACUCCAAUACGCUGGGUCCGGCCCAAUCUCUCCAGAACCUCUCAUCGUUCUCAAGGGUAACGGAAUCACAUUGGUCCAUCGUCCACGUGAUCAAGAGCGCACGUUCCAGCCUCAUCAACCAGUCCGAGUUCAGUUCGAAACCUACGAGAACAACUUUGAACAUUUGAGCGGACAACCGGCUCAAAGAAGCGACUUGAUGAUGGUUCUGGCCGAUUUGGACACUUUCUUGAUCCGUGCUACUCACACUGACGAUCAGACUUCUACCAGGUAG
Bursaphelenchus okinawaensis is the source of this 3703-nucleotide messenger RNA. Lineage: Eukaryota; Metazoa; Nematoda; Chromadorea; Rhabditida; Aphelenchoididae. The record is from the annotation of a GenBank genome assembly.